Molecule: messenger RNA, 1602 nt
Organism: Morchella sextelata
Lineage: Eukaryota; Fungi; Ascomycota; Pezizomycetes; Pezizales; Morchellaceae
Exons: 7
Coding region: 1-1602 (533 amino acids)
Source: RefSeq, a predicted model, not a curated record
AUGGAUAUCGAUCACAGUACUACUUGUGAUGUAACCCCGGCCGCAGAGGAAGGUCAUAACAAUCCUCUUACACCUCAACGACUCCCUUUCCGCUGUCUCACUCCAAUCGGAGCCAAUGCCUCACCCACUUUAUCGGAGGGCUUCAUUAGAGAAUAUCUCUCUCCGGGUACCAUCUAUACUCCUGGUCUGAGGUAUAGCAACACUCCGAUUACAAGAGAGAACUCCCCGGCGUUGGCAGCGGUGUCCGCUGGGGUCGGUUCCUCGUUAUGUGUUGAAGUACCUGGCACUUCCGAAAGACCGCAGCCUCCUUCCUGCUGGCCCUCCCCAGCUGAAGGGGAGACAUCAUCUACUUGGCGAUUGCGCUGGGUCAAUGAUUUUGUUCCGCAUAUAAUCUAUAAAUCCAGUUCUCAGAGGCAGACUUCGGAUGCCAUAGGAACCCUUCAACCGAUGAAGCACGAAUUCCUUACUGAAGAAGUCUCUUUUAAUGAUGGCGCACCGGGCCCGCGUACACCUGAUAGGCAUGCUCGCUCUCGGUGGCUUACUCCAGCGGAGGGGAAUGCCUCACCUACAUUGCGAGAAAGUUUCCCUAGGGAAACUGACGACAUUAUGAGCAUGAGUGACGAUGACCUUCCGGGUUCCGUUAAAGGACUUUGCACUUCCGAGGGGAAAGAUAACGGUUGGGAACCAGCUGAAAUACUCCAGCUCGGUCCAAUUGAAGUAGAGACCUCAAGAGCAUUUGGAGAUAACUCCACAAGGGAUGUAGAUAUUUCGCAUGCUCGUGUACCUGAGGGACGGAAGGGAGGCCGGAUGACUGAUGAGGAGUUCUUCCGCUUUGAUACCCCUGGCCCUGGGUACCGGAUUGCACGUCUUCAUGCUCCACCGUCAGCCGUUCCCAGCGGUUCCAUCAUCAACAAUCACACGACUAUCAUGCAUCAUCACUGUGAAUCAGUCGACGCGGUUGAUCAUUCACCCUCACCCUCCGUUACUCGCGGUCGUCGCAACUCCCGCGCUGGAUCUUUGGAGAUUGAACUAUGCAACCAGGGACACGUCACUGACGCUAAUUUAUGUUCACAGGAUGAACAUACUACAAUCUCAGCUGUGGGAGCCAUCAAGAAGGAAAUUACAACUUCUCCUGUAGAGGAGAAUCAUGUUCAAACUUUGGUCCACGAGAGUGCUCACCAGCCUGCUCAUUGGACACCAACACCGCAAUGGAUUAGCCACAUCCCUGGCACCGACAUCGUCAUUCAGCGGGGUCCUCGUGGUGUUUCUGGAACGGAGACCUCCCCUACCAGAACACGUCGUAACAGAACCACUGCACGAAGAUCGCGGCCUUUCAACCGUCUAAGGGACCGUACAGCGGGUCAUGGCCAUCUUGAUACAACAGCCUUUGAUUCUGCGGGUCCUUUGAGUGCCAUUACCACUCGUCGUCGGAUGGUCACCUCUCCUACUAAACGUCGUCAAGUUGCUGGACGUGGUCAUAUCACUCAUGCUGAUUCUGGCGUUUCGAAAACUGAUGACAUUCCGGAGGAGGACGAUGAUGAAGAUGGUCCUGAGGAUGAACUUGACUGCAACGAGAACAAUCUCCAUGAUCUGAAGCAUUGA